Messenger RNA from Lolium rigidum, 1212 nucleotides. RefSeq names its product probable serine/threonine-protein kinase PBL7. NCBI's taxonomy places the organism in Eukaryota, Viridiplantae, Streptophyta, Magnoliopsida, Poales, Poaceae. Gene Ontology annotation, molecular function: ATP binding; protein kinase activity. The transcript is spliced from 4 exons. Gene Ontology annotation, biological process: protein phosphorylation. The record is from RefSeq and is a predicted model, not a curated record. Bases 194 to 1204 code for a protein of 336 amino acids.
UAUCUUCUCCAGUGCUAGCUGCCCCGCUCUCUCACGGAAUCUCUCACUGCCAUUUUGAGCAGAAAAUGAAAAGAGGACAACCACUGUGAGCUAAAACCACGGCCGUUGAUCCCAUGUGUUGAUCAGUAUCAUACCUCGUGGCACCUUCAGCUGGUCGACAGACGACAGAGCACAAGCAAGGCCUAGCAGAACAAUGGAAGCUUGCUUCCCUUGCUUGGGUGUGAGAAAGAGGAGAGUGCGACCGCUGCCCGAGGAAGCAACUCCGGCCGAUCCGCGCCACCGCCAUGUCGCUGCUGCCGCUCGAACCUUCUCCUUCAAGGAGCUCGCGGCGGCGACCAGGAACUUCAGAGAGGACGGCCUCGUAGCUGAUGAGGACGCGGUCCUGUACAAAGGGUACCUCAAGAGUGUCAGCCAGGUUGUUGCUUUAAAGCUGCAGCAUGUUGCUGAUGGUAGAGGGUCAUCGGAGAAAUACAACAGCGAGUUCCUUGCCCAUGCCCUGAAGCUGAGCGCGCUGCGCCACCCGAAUCUCGUCAACCUUAUUGGCUUCUGCGCCGAUGGCAAUCAUAGGAUUUUGGUUCAUGAGUAUAUGCCGUUGGGUUCUCUGGAAGAUCACCUCCACGAUCUGUCUCCAGACAAACCACCGCUAGAUUGGAGCACGAGACUGAAGAUAGCUGCCGGUGCGGCCAAAGGAUUGCAGUAUCUGCACAACAAAGGCAUGGCGUACCAAUGCAUGCGAAGUUCAGACAUCUUGCUCGAAGACGAAGAAAGCCACGGGUACCACCCAAAGCUGUCUCAGUGUGGACUAGUAGAGCUCGGCCUGCUUGGGCCUGGUGCACCCUUGCACAAACAAUACUACGGUUUUGCUUGCCCCGACACCUUCAUGACCGGGAACCUGACAGCAGCGUCGAGCCUGUAUAGCUUCGGCAUCGUGCUGCUGGAGCUGAUCACAGGGCGCAGGGCCUUCGUUGACCAGGCCGCCCCGGAAGAUCGGACCAUUGUCAGAUGGGCUCAACCAUUCUUCAAAUACAGGACGCGGCUCCGCCUGAUGGCUGACCCGACGCUGAAGGGCCGGUACCCGUUGAAGGAUUUGGAGAGGGCUCUCUCAGUUGCUUUCGUGUGCGUCAAGCAAGAUCCGGCCAUGAGACCGCCCAUCGCCGACGUUGUUACGGCUCUGGCUUUCCUCGCCAGUGAUCGAUCAAGCUGAAUCACACU